This is a messenger RNA of Elgaria multicarinata webbii, 7448 nucleotides long. RefSeq names its product WNK lysine deficient protein kinase 2 (gene WNK2). The coding region runs from base 83 to 7180 and encodes 2365 amino acids. Gene Ontology annotation, biological process: protein phosphorylation; monoatomic ion homeostasis; positive regulation of potassium ion import across plasma membrane. Gene Ontology annotation, molecular function: ATP binding; potassium channel inhibitor activity; protein serine/threonine kinase activity. The record is from RefSeq and is a predicted model, not a curated record. Gene Ontology annotation, cellular component: cytosol; cytoplasm. NCBI's taxonomy places the organism in Eukaryota, Metazoa, Chordata, Lepidosauria, Squamata, Anguidae. The transcript has 28 exons.
GCAGGUGGAGUUGAGCAGCCUCUCUAGCGCUUUUGCUUUUUGUUUUGCCUCGCAGGCGGCACCGCUGACUUUCUGCACAAGGAUGCACCGUGAUGACACCCACAGAGCGGGGACAGUAUCUCGGGCGGCACCACCACCUUCUCCCGUGGCGGCGGGCGCAGCAGCAGAAAGCUCAGCUGUAAUGGAAACUGGGGGCGAUGCCAGGAGGACAGCACCUCCGCUGGGGACAGGGGGCAGCAGCGGCGAGUUUACAGCUCCUAGUGCUGCAGAACCUGCCGUUUUCCAAGUGGUUGCUGCUUUUGCUCCUGCGGGUAGGAAGGGCAUGAAUAUUGAUGGACCAGGCAGCGUGGCCGGCAUGGACCCUGCUGCAAUGGCGAAAGGAGGCAGAGCUGUGCUCCCCGCCCCUUUCCCCCGUGUGCCUUACGCCAAGGAUCCCAAAACAGUCCACCAGCGCUUCCUGCGGAGGAGUGUGGUGGAUUCCGACCAGGAGGAACCCACCUUCGAGCCCUCGGAGCCGGAACUGCCGCCACAGCAGAAGAAGAUCAUCCUGAUCUCCAAAACCAGGAGGAUAAUUGCAGAGCGAGUGAAGGCCGGGCAGAGGCCGGUGGUGGAAGAGACCCGGCUCGGGGAAGAGCCCGUCACCCAGGCGAAAGGGUUGGCCCCUGAGAGCCUCUCGGCGGCAGCAGUAGCGAGGGACGAGCCGAAGGAGAGCAGUGGCAAGGAGGAUGCCGAGAAGAAAGAGGCACCGGAGUUUCCCAAGGAUCAGAGCAAGUCCAAGAAAGAGGAGGCCGAGGAAGAGGAGGAAGAGGACGAUAUGAAAGCUGUGGCCACCUCCCCUGAUGGCAGGUUUCUAAAGUUUGAUAUUGAACUUGGAAGAGGGUCUUUCAAAACGGUCUAUAAGGGGCUAGACACGGAAACUUGGGUUGAAGUGGCUUGGUGUGAACUUCAGGAUCGAAAGCUGACGAAAGUGGAAAGGCAGAGGUUUAAAGAGGAAGCAGAGAUGUUGAAAGGUCUUCAGCACCCGAACAUUGUUAGAUUUUAUGACUUUUGGGAAUCGUGUUUAAAAGGAAAGAAGUGUAUUGUGCUGGUUACAGAACUGAUGACUUCUGGAACACUGAAAACGUAUUUGAAGAGGUUUAAAGUGAUGAAACCAAAAGUCCUUCGUAGCUGGUGCCGGCAAAUCCUGAAGGGUCUCCUUUUCUUGCACACUAGAACUCCACCAAUCAUUCACAGAGACUUAAAAUGUGACAAUAUUUUUAUAACUGGACCAACUGGAUCUGUGAAAAUAGGAGACUUAGGUCUGGCAACUCUCAAAAGAGCUUCAUUUGCCAAAAGUGUAAUAGGUACUCCAGAAUUUAUGGCUCCAGAAAUGUAUGAAGAGCACUAUGAUGAAUCAGUGGAUGUAUAUGCUUUUGGAAUGUGUAUGUUGGAAAUGGCUACCUCAGAAUACCCAUAUUCAGAAUGCCAGAAUGCUGCUCAAAUUUACAGGAAAGUAACCUGUGGUGUCAAACCAGCAAGUUUUGAUAAAGUUACUGACCCCGAAAUAAAGGAGAUAAUUGGAGAGUGCAUUUGCAAAAAUAAAGAAGAGAGAUAUGAAAUUAAAGAUUUACUAAGCCAUGCCUUUUUUGCUGAAGAUACUGGGGUAAGAGUGGAACUUGCAGAAGAAGAUGAUGGUAGGAAAUCCUCUAUUGCCUUAAGACUCUGGGUAGAAGAUCCUAAGAAACUGAAAGGAAAACCCAAAGAUAAUGGAGCCAUUGAGUUUGCUUUUGAUCUGGAGAAGGAAACUCCUGAUGAUGUUGCACAAGAAAUGAUUGAUGCUGGAUUUUUUCAUGAGAGUGAUGUCAAAAUAGUUGCAAAGUCAAUACGUGACAGAGUAGCAUUAAUACAGUGGAGAAGAGAAAGGAUUUGUCCCAUGUUGCAAUCAGAGGAUCAACGGGAUCCUGAGAAUUUAGAAAAACCGAAGGCCCCACAAGCACAACCAGUUCAGGUUACGUAUCUUUCUCAUACUGGUCAUCACAUCCUGUCAGAACCAGAAGAGCCUGAAGCUGACCAGCAUCUUUCUCAACAGAAUCUACCCACAAGCAUCACUUCACUUGCAUCUGAUAGCACAUUUGACAGUGGUCAGGGAUCAACUGUGUAUUCAGACUCCCAGAGCAGCCAGCAAAAUGUCAUCUACUCAUCUAUGCCUGAUGCAAUACCUUCUGCUAUUCAGCGGGUAUAUAGCCCACCUCUCAGUGAAAGUCAGACUUUGCCCCAUGGUCUUCAGCAACUGGGACCCUACCAGCAGCCUUCAAUAUCUGGACUUCCAGUGGUUCAGGCUCCACCUGCUGUAGUUUCUCAGCGACCACAACAUUAUCAAGAACCAGCAAUGCCGUUCCCUGUUGUCCAUCCCACCUCAAUUGCCCCUGUGCAGAUGAGACAACCUCAGCCUGUGUUAGCCAGCCAGCAGCAAUCCAUCCCAUCUCCAGCUUCUCUACAGCAAGUUCUCACCAACCAGCCCAUUUGCUCAGUGCAGCAGCCUGCACCUCAGCUAUUACCCCAGUAUCAAACCCCCAGUUCUCAGGCGGCAGGUACCAAUAUACCACUGACGCCUCUACAGAUUCCCCCUAUGCAGCAACUUCCACAAGUUCCACCUGGCCAGAUUCCUCAGUUUCCUCUCAUUCCUGCAGUUACUCCUCUGGCAGGACUUGACAGCCAUGCUCCAAACCUGUCUGAUAUACCUGCUGCAAAUGUGCCCCCUAUACCUGCUCCUUCUCAAUAUUUUCCUCCAGCUGUGAUUUUACCAAGCCUCCCUGUGAACCCUGCUCUGCCACUGACAUCAAAUCCCCCUGCCCUACCCAUGCAAGCGGUCAACCUUCCUCAUAGUACUGUGGCUUCCUUGGUCUUGCCCUGCCAAACAAUUGUGCCAAAUAUGCCGGCUGCUCCGAUACCAUUACUUGCUGUGGCUCCACCGGGAGUGUCAGCUUUACCAACACAUCAUGCGGUAGCUCAAUUCUCCCAGCAGCAAAUGUACCACGCUACCCUCCAGCAGAUAAUUCAGAAUGAAGUUUUUUCCUCUCCCCAUCACACUCAGAACAUGCAAGCAGUUUCACAACAGCAGCAGCAGCAGCAGCAGCAGCUGCCUCCACUUCCUCAGUCACUUCAACCAAGCAUAAUUCAUUCUUCAGAACAGACUAUGUCUGCAUCUGGGGCUGGUAAUCAGAUUAUGGGACAUCCUCAAUAUACUGUGGAUAUUGGAACCCAGAUGCCUGCAUUGCCAGUGCAACCUUCUGCAGUUAUAUCACCACCAUUGCAGUUGCAGCCUGAAACAUUGCCUCCCUGCAUUGGUCCAGAAGGUCUUUCACAAAGUAUCCUUGCUACAGCUAAUGCAGCAUUGUCUAUAGAUCAUGGUCUGCCUCUCCAACCUACUGGUUAUCUGCAAUCUCAGCCAGAUAAUCACCAGCCUCUGGGCCAGCAGACUCAAACUCCAUGCCCAGUUAUCCCACUGGCUACAGAAUCUUCUCAAGAGGAGCAUGCAAUACUGGAGAAGCAGCAAUCACUGACACAGAGCUGUGAAAGUUAUAUGAGUCCUGAUGUUGCUUCUGGUAAAGAGAUGAGUGACAGCUUUGAAGGGACAAGUGGUAGUGGAAAACAAGAAGGAAAACCGUCAAAGAAACAUAAGAAAUCAACACGUACUCGUUCACGCCAGGAAAAAUCCAACAGGCCGAAACUGACCAUUUUAAAUGUAUGCAACACAGGGGAUAAGAUGGUGGAAUGUCAGCUAGAAACACACAAUCACAAAAUGGUUACAUUUAAGUUUGAUUUAGAUGGUGAUGCUCCAGAAGAAAUUGCUACUUACAUGGUAGAAAAUGAAUUCAUACUACCUACUGAGAAAGAGAUAUUUAUUGAGCAGCUGAAAGAAAUUAUUGAUAAAGCAGAAGAUAUGCUUAGUGAAGAUACAGAAGGGGAAAGAAGUUCUGAUCAGGGUGCAAGCCCUCAGCAAGAUACUUACAGGCUGGAAAGCAGUGAGGAGAAUCGGCAAUCUCAGGCAAGAAUGCCAGUGUACCAACAAAAUGUUCUACAUACAGGGAAACGUUGGUUUAUCAUUUGUCCUGUUGUGGAAAAUCCAGCAGCUGAAGUACCAGAAUUCUCUCCUCCUGUUCCUCAAAGUGCAAAACAGGCUGAAGCCCCAGAUUUAGAGCAGUCAGAUGAUCAGCAGCAGAGCUCUACAGUGACAGACAAACAAACAAACAUAGCUUAUCAGCAGCUUUCUAAUCAAAGGAACACCUAUGAAAGCCCAAAAGGAACUCCUCCUCCUUCUCCCCUGACGCAAGUCUCUGCUCAACCUGCAUCAACCUCCCUUUCACAGGUUCAGACAGAAACGUCCACUGCAACACCCCCACCAACAGCUCCAUAUGCUCUAGAACAGGCUGCUGAAAGUACAGGCCAACUAGAAUGCCCUCCUCUACAGCCUGUUGUACCCAGUCAGCCUGACACUCCAGCCCACAGCGCAACUUCACUUGAAGAGCAGGUUGAGCCUCAGCAACCUCUAAAUCCCCCACUGCAGGCACCAAAACAAAUAGAUGGUAGCACUUGUGUCCCCAGUGCAGAGGUUGAAGACGGCACGACUGGGCUUCCAAAACUGCUUCAGCCUGCUCCUGGACAUGCAGCAGAUGCCUGCCCACUCCCAGUUGUCUCUGAUGCUACAGUUUUGGAACACCACCCUCCAACACAAGUAUCCCAUUUGCCGGACAACAGUCAGCCUGGCCAGAUGCAGCAUUCUUUCGUAGGCCAGAUACUUCCUGUGACUGCUGUUCCUGAUCCUCUGAUUCUAGCGGCAUCUCAGCUUUCAAGUCCUCCUUCCCUGUCAGUAGCUGCAUCCCAGCUGCACAUAAUGGCAACCCAAUCCCAACCUACACCAUCCGCUGGCCUUGCUAUGAGUACCUCUCAGCCGCCUUGUGCAGUAGAAUCAGAUGGCGAAGGACCACCCAGAGUGGAUUUUGCUGACAACACAAUAAAAAGCCUGGAUGAGAAACUGCGCAACCUGCUCUACCAGGAGUAUGUCCCAACAUCUUCUGCAUCAGCAGCGACAUCAGACAGCUUUGUACCUUUAGACCAGGGAGAUGGCGAAUUUAACUUGGAACCUUUGCCUAUUCUUGUGCUGGAUUUGAAAGUUCCUGCAACUAGCAUGGAUGUUCAUGCGACUGAGGAGCAACCUGCAUCAAGCACAACUAUUUCUGAUCUGGUGGGGGAAUCAGAAAUUACAUGUACCAGUAUCCAUCCAUCAGAAAUAAGCCAUGGAUCAACUAACAAAGAAGGUCAAGUUGCAAACAUUACUUCAACUUCUGUUGCCAUAUCAUCAGGACUCCCUCAGGUUGCGCCUUCAUUAUCAGAUGUAGCUGCCCAGAAAGAUGCUUCUAAGCUGAAUGAAAAGGAAAAUACUAUAAAUCUCAAAGAGAAAAAUAAAUCUCAUAGAGAUGACUCUGUUGACUUGAGCUUCAGUAUGAAGCAAGCUGAAACACUUAACAGUACACCAGCAAAAACAAUUGGAAGAUUUUCAGUGAUCAGCACCCAGGAUGAGUUAACUUUACCAUCCAUGCAUUCCUUGAGAUACUCGGCACCACCAGAUGUUUAUCUCGAUGAUCAACCUUCCAGCCCUGAUACGAAGACAUCUUUGCGGCGUGUGCAGACAGCAUCUUCAAUUGAUGUCCUUUGUGGUCAUGAUUCCACUGAUUCUGGAGAUGAAUCUCUUCAAAGAAAACCAGCUGCAACUCCACCAUCACCUCAGAGCAGCAGUGCAGGAAAUGACUACAUAAAAAGGUCCUCAUCUUUUCUGCAGAAGUCUGGAAAAUCCAGCUCACAAGGCCUUGAUUCCCCUAAUGGUCAUGGAUCAAAAAUCCCAACUAUCAACAUAACUUCUUUCCACUCACAGUCAUCAUAUGUGAGCAGUGACAAUGACUCAGAGUUUGAAGAUGCAGACAUGAAGAAAGAAUUGCAGAAUCUGAGAGAAAAACACAUGAAAGAAAUUACUGAACUGCAAACUCAGCAGAAGCGAGAAAUAGAAGCUCUCUACCUUCGGCUGGGAAAACCUUUACCACCAAACGUCGGAUUCCUUCAUUCUGCCCCACCAAGUGGCCGUCGAAGAAGAACCAGCAAGAACAAAUUAAAAACUGGGAAGUUAUUGAACCCUGUCGUUCAACAGCUCAAAACAACAGCAACCAAUACAAGCAAUGUGUCAGACUCCAAAGACACUCUGGCUAAAGAAAAUACUAAAGGUCAGACUGGUUCUACUGAAGCAACAGCACUAACUUCGUCCACAUCAGCCAUACUUGGAAAGUCAGUUCAGACACAGCAGCCCUGCUCUGUCAAGGCUUCCUUGUCCUCUGACAUCUGCUCUGGAUUAGCUACUGAAGGAGGUGAUGCCCAUGGAAAUUCUGGCCAAGGCUGGACGGUUUUCCACCAAACGUCUGAGAGAGUGACCUAUAAAUCUAGUAGCAAACCUCGUACCAGAUUCCUCAGUGGACCUGUGUCUUUGUCCAUCUGGUCCACUCUGAAACGACUAUGUCUAGGCAAAGAUCACAGUAGUAGAUCCUCAACAAACAGUCUUGUAGCCUAUCCAGACCCUCUGCCACAAGCAACACUGCAGGUUCAGGUACAAGCUAACAACAGUAACAACAAGAAAGGAACUUUCACAGAUGAUCUCCACAAAUUGGUGGAUCAAUGGACAAGCAAAACUGUGGGAGCCGUACAAGUAAAACCAUCCUUAAACCAACUCAAGCAGAACCAAAAACGGCAAGACAUGGAGCCAAAGGCUAAUCCCGUGCAGACACAGAAUGAGACGUGUGGAGUUAAUUCAGUAAGAACAGGAAUGGGGAAAAAGUGCAUUGUUCCAGUGUCUUGUCCAAUGCCAGCGGCAUUAACUCCUGGAGUUUCACCAUCCAUGCCAGUGCCUAUGCCAGGUACUAUCCUUUCUGGCACAGUAAAACCUUAUGAUGUGAUGCCUCUUUGUCAGUAUGGAGGAAUUUUUCCCGCACCACUGUUUGGAGUGCAGUGGCAGGGCUCGACAAUUCAGCCUGGGGUUGUCGGAAGCCAGAACAUUGCACAAUUUCCAGCGCUCGGCAAAAAUGGCUUCCAGCUCUUUCCAGUGCCACUGCAGCAACCUGUUGUCAGCCCACCAGGCGCUAAUUUGAGAAUAACCUAGCUUUGCCACCUCUCGGUAGCUGAUGAGAAUUUCCAAAUUACAAAUGCAGAGUGAAUGAGCCUCUAUGCAGUAUAUGUGUUUACCUGCUGGCACACUGUUCUGGCCAAUUAGUGCACACAGCCAUACACUGCAUCAAGCAAUCACUGUGAAACGUUUUCACACCGAUUAGUUUGUUGUUUUGGCAAUAUUUGCUUCUCCUUCAUUGCUGAAGACACUUUAUGUUGUGCUCUGGUGUUUGAAACUGCAACCUUCAACAUUAAGGUACUUG